AUGGCCGAUAUCAAACCUCCUUUUACCGAAGAAUCGGCCAGGAAAAAGGUCAAAGCUGCUCAGAACAUGUGGAACACUCAAGACCCCUCGCGAGUCGCACAAGCAUACACUCCAACUUGCAUCUGGCGUAACCGUACCUUUUUCUUCUCGGGCACGGACGCCAUUGUCGAGUUUCUCACGGCCAAAUGGAAGCGCGAGCACAACUAUCGCCUGCGGAAGGAACUAUUCGCUUUCCGGGACGAUCGGAUCGCGGUUCAAUUCUGGUAUGAGUAUCAAGAUGCGGAUGAUGGGAUGCGAUGGAAGAGGUGCUAUGGUCUGGAGGACUGGACUUUUGAUCGCGAGACGGGGAAGAUGUGCAAGCGUAUGAUGAGUGGGAAUGAUGUACUUCUCGGGCCGGACGGGAAUGGGGAGGGGCGCUGGUUUGUUGACGGGGUUGAUGUUGAUGAGGUCUUGAUCAGCCAAGAACAUUGGUGA
This is a messenger RNA of Penicillium cataractarum, 474 nucleotides long. RefSeq names its product nuclear transport factor 2 family protein. The coding region runs from base 1 to 474 and encodes 157 amino acids. NCBI's taxonomy places the organism in Eukaryota, Fungi, Ascomycota, Eurotiomycetes, Eurotiales, Aspergillaceae. The transcript has 2 exons. The record is from RefSeq and is a predicted model, not a curated record.